Messenger RNA from Peronospora matthiolae, 1371 nucleotides. NCBI's taxonomy places the organism in Eukaryota, Oomycota, Peronosporomycetes, Peronosporales, Peronosporaceae. The record is from the annotation of a GenBank genome assembly.
AUGACCAUGCAGGACGAGAAGGAGUACGUGUUUGUGCUGAAGCAGAAGAGGAGUGACGUGCAAGCGCGUCACGUCGCAGAGGAGGUGAUCAAGUCUGCGGGAGAGGCGACGUCGACCGCCACGUCUCCGUGCGAGAGUGCGACGUUUGGCGACUCGGACGACAGCGUUGAGCUGGAGAGACAAGAGGCUGGAGAAGAAGAUGGUGGGGUUGAGCUGGAAGAGUCGAUGGAGCUGGACGCGAUGCCAGUAGCGCUGCCGUUUCUGCCAGCGAUGGACGCCUCGACUCAGAUCACGGUCCAUGAUGGCUACAGUGAAGCCAUUAUGGACGCCCAGCACGCUCUGGACUCGCGUCUGUUGGCGUACUCCCAGUACCAACAAAUGGCCCGACCGAAGGAGGUGUUGCUGACGCCGAGACGGUCCAAGACGGAGCAGUUUGUGAUGACGGCGCGACCUGCUGUGGUCGAUCGCCCUGUGACUGUUUGCAUGGGCUGGCAGCGUGUCUCGAACAUUGACUCGAGCAGUCGUGACCUGCUGCGUGCGCUGGAAGAGGACGGCGUGUCGUACGAGCCGCAUGACACGGCCUACAGCGUCAAAUAUCUGGCCCCGGUACUGCCAUUCGGCGACUGCCUCUUCUUGUCGAUGGAGCAGUUGCUUUUAUACACGGAAGAGUGUGAGCCUCUCUCACCGGAAGGGAUUCGCCGAGUGGCUACAAAGUUCUUCCUUGCUCACUACGAUUCUAGCACCUCGGAAGAGCAGCAGAAGAUCAACAAAGCCAUCCAGAAUCUGUACUACCCAACAUUGAAAGGUGGGUGGGGCGUGAGUCCGGUGCAGACGCGACGGUUUGUCGCGCGUCGGAGUGAGAAGAAGAUGCUGCUGGACAAAUGUGCUGAGCUGCAGUCGAGGGGCUACUCGUGGGGAAAAGCUGCAGAAGCUGUGUACACGUCGUACGCACAGCCGAUCGUAGACGCGCACUCUUACUGCGACUACAUGACGGUGGGCCGGGGGGAAAACACGCACUUCCUCGUUGGUCUAAACUACACUGACCGUGGGCUUAUUUCUGUGGACAAUGACCCUGAUAAUUCGCGCGUAGCAUGGGGUGACGAUUUCGUGCUGGAGGCACUGGCGACGGCGUAUCAGCGUGACAUCUUUGUCGUUCUAGUAGGAUGUGGCAAGAUGUUUUUCCUGCCCCACCGCCCCCGCGGCGAGGUCGGCUUGCAGCAGAGCACGAUCUGUCAUUCGAAGGGCCAUGCACCGUGGUUUUUGCUCAUGCGAUUAACAGGCAGCGACCGAGGCGGCGACCACUACGAGCCAAUGUUGUGCGAGCGGCUGCGCGGUGACGGAUCACCAGAGUUUGGCUCUAUUGGGGACUGA